AGUCAAGCAUCAAAAAGUCUGGAACCUGCUAAGGUUAACGUUAAUCGUAAAAAUCAUAAAAAAAUACCAAUUACUGAAUUUGUCAAGAGUUUAACUGCAGUUACACCUGAUCCUGAUUACAAUCCGGUUUCUAUAAAUAUUAUGGAAGUUGAUACUGAAAAUUCCGUUGGAAAAAAUUUAGCCAUUCUGUUUAAGAAUGCAUGUGAUGCUGAAAAAGAAGUAACACGAAGUAAACAACAAGAAAUAUUCAACUGGUAUUAUUUUGCCGAAGCUUUUGAAGGAAGGGUAAAUGAGUUAAUUGCAACUGGUAUUGCAAAUAACUUAGCAAGAACCCAAAUUUACGAGGAAAUGUCACCAUUUAUUUCAGGAAUUACUGCAAACAAUUUAAGACAAAAAAAAACAUAA
Molecule: messenger RNA, 405 nt
Organism: Racocetra persica
Lineage: Eukaryota; Fungi; Glomeromycota; Glomeromycetes; Diversisporales; Gigasporaceae
Source: the annotation of a GenBank genome assembly